Molecule: messenger RNA, 1602 nt
Organism: Daldinia caldariorum
Lineage: Eukaryota; Fungi; Ascomycota; Sordariomycetes; Xylariales; Hypoxylaceae
Product: cytochrome P450
Exons: 5
Coding region: 1-1602 (533 amino acids)
Molecular function (GO): monooxygenase activity; oxidoreductase activity, acting on paired donors, with incorporation or reduction of molecular oxygen; heme binding
Source: RefSeq, a predicted model, not a curated record
AUGUCGGCAGCAUUCAAAUGGUCUAGCAUCAUGCUAUCUACUACGUUGGGUUAUAUUAUACCAGGGCUUUCGAUCUACAUACUGAUCUACGUGACAUACCAAAUAUUUCUCCAUCCUCUUAGUAGUUAUCCCGGCCUUCUCAUCGCUAAACUUACGGACGGCUACAAUGGCUUCUAUGCUUUUCAAAGAGGACUUCAUUUAAAGACGCGGCAGAACCAGCUGACAUAUGGUGCUGUUGUAAGACAAGGGCCUAAUAAACUUGUCUUCAACUCUAUCAAGGCUCUGCAAGACAUAUACAGGAAUGAUCGCACCACAAAACCCAAGGCAUACAUAGCCUUGGGGCCCGGACUGAGCAUACAAACGACCAUCACUGCGAUAGACCGUCACGUUCACCGAUCAAGGCGCCAAUUAGUUGGACAGGUAGUAUCGGAGCGCUUUAUGCGUAUGUUCGAGCCGACUAUGAUCGACCAAAUCAACCUGUUCAUCCAACAAAUACUUCCAUCUGCCCUGAAUUCAGCUCCAGUCAACAUCACCGAACGAUCUAAAAACUUGGGGCUUAACAUCGCCGGUCUCCUCGGAUUCGGAUACGACCUGGGCCUCCAGACAAGCGAGGAGAACAGGUUCAUGUUUGACAUGCUUCACGCCGGGUCGCUCUGGAGCAGCAUCUUUUUGCAGUGGCCCAAUGCCCGAAGGUUUCGGCUUGGGUUGAUUAGCCUGCGAGUUUUCCGUCAAUUGAGAGGGAAGUAUCUCUCCGUGGUGGAGAAGAUGAUCGCUUCUCGCCAAAGACAGGAUAAGGACGCUCAGCGUGACCUGUAUUCUGUUCUUGCUGACGCACUAGACUCCGAGAACGGUGGUCUGCGACAAAGUGAGCUUUGGGCCGAAGCAAAUCUCUUCCUGGUGGCAGCUGGUGACACGGCAAAAACAGCACUCUGUGCUGUCUUCUUUUACCUGUCACGUAACGACGACUGCUACAAGAAACUUGCUCAUGAGAUUCGAUCUACAUUUACCGUCGGGAGUGAGAUCCGAGGUCCAGCUUUGGCCGCCUGUCGUUAUCUACGAGCUUGCAUUGAUGAAGCCCUACGGAUGUCCCCGCCUGCGGCCGGAGUACUCUGGAGGGAAUCCCUUCACACAGCUGGCGAUUUACCUUUCACCGUCGACGGGCACGUCAUCCCCGGGGGUACUCUGGUAGGCGUGAAUAUUUAUUCCGUCCAUCACAUCGCGGAGUAUUUCCCCGACCCCUUUACGUAUCAACCGGAACGGUGGCUAGAUAACACUAUGCCCACGGAGAAGAAAAGAAUCAUGCGCGACGCGUUCGUUCCAUUCUCGCUCGGCCCCCGAGGAUGCGCAGGCCAGGCUAUGGCAUAUUCGGAGAUUUCUCUUGCCGUUGCUAAAACGAUGUGGUAUUUUGACUUUGAGCGUGCGAAGGGUCGCUUAGGUGAAAUAGGAGCUGGAGCACAAGGGGCGGGCGAGGGAAGGGAACAGCCAGGGGAGUUCCAGUUACUUGACAACUUCACCGCAAGUCACGAUGGUCCUUAUCUAACGUUUCAUUGUCGAGAGAACCUAUAUGAAGAUCUAAACAACGCGGAAUCAAGAGAGGGCUGA